Molecule: messenger RNA, 2088 nt
Organism: Apis laboriosa (Himalayan honeybee)
Lineage: Eukaryota; Metazoa; Arthropoda; Insecta; Hymenoptera; Apidae
Gene: MESK2
Product: protein NDRG3
Exons: 10
Coding region: 544-1968 (474 amino acids)
Biological process (GO): signal transduction
Cellular component (GO): cytoplasm
Source: RefSeq, a predicted model, not a curated record
CGGUGCCUUUGAGAACACGGUACGGUCUCUCGUUAGUCUCGUCUCUCGUGGUGCGUUUUCACACGUCACGUCGGAAGCGAGAAGGGCAAACGAAGAAAAGAAGGGAACAACAACGAAAGUUACGUCGUGUCGGUUAAAGAGAUAAAAAAAAAUCGAAACAAAUUAGACGUCAGAAUUGUCGUGAGGGAUAGAAGUCCGUAACAAGUUCGGGCAAAAUUCCUUGCGUCUCGUAACUCGUCUAUCGCGUCUCUGUUUCCGUGCUAUCGUGUUCGAAAGUCGCAGAGAAGCUGCAACUCUUUUUCGGUACCAGGAUUCCGCAGCGGGAGCCGCGCAAGACGAGCAUCAUCAACGCGGCUACACCAACGGCCGAAGGGGCGGCAAACGAGGAGGGACGAGAGUGUCGGGUGAGGAACGGCGAAGUAAGAAAGAUAGAUCCACCUUUAACGGUGGACAGGAUCAUCCUUGUCGAAGACGUCCGUACAGGUCGUCGAGGAUCGGGGUUUGUCAUCGUGGGCGAGUAACAGCAGAGGGAAAAGGGUCGCCAUGCCGGCAGGUAUUGGCGCUUCGUACAGGUCGCUAGGCGACCUGGGCGAAGACGUGUACAAAAGCACGACGAUCGUCGACCAAACACAGACCACCGGACAAAGCGUCCUCGAGAGUGUCAAGAAGGCUUUCAGUUUCGCCUCGCCCAAGGUCGAGCUGAGGAAAAAGGACCCUCUGAUCGUGGACCGCCGUGAGAGCGUCUCGAUCGUCUCAAGGGAAAGAAACAGGAUGCCGACCGCCGCCACGCCCGAGAAAUCAGCUCUUUUGGGCACGAUGCCCUCAGAUAGUAUGGAUGACAUCGAACUGAAAAAUAUUCAACUCCAAUUUCCACCGUUGAGAUGUCUAUCGAGAGAUGACAGUUCCGUGCGAGAGGAGAGGGUUGAAACCGACAAAGGAAGUAUUUUGGUGGCUGUGCAAGGGAAUCGAGCGAAACCUGCCAUUCUCACUUAUCACGACUUAGGCCUUAACUAUAUAUCGAGCUUCCAGGCGUUCUUCAAUUAUAUCGACAUGAGAGUUUUACUGGAGAAUUUCUGCGUUUAUCACGUGAAUGCACCUGGCCAAGAAGAAGGUGCACCCACGCUGCCUGAGGACUACGUCUAUCCGUCCAUGGACGAGCUGGCUGAACACCUGCUCUUCGUAUUGAGCCAUUUUGGCCUGAAAUCCGUAAUCGGUUUUGGAGUCGGUGCAGGGGCCAACAUACUAGCGAGAUUCGCGCUUGCUCAUCCCGAGAAGGUCAAUGCUCUGUGCUUGAUAAAUUGCGUGUCGACACAAGCUGGUUGGAUCGAAUGGGGAUAUCAGAAACUGAACGUUCGCCACUUGAGAUCGCAGGGGAUGACUCAAGGUGUAUUGGAUUAUCUGAUGUGGCAUCACUUUGGCAGGGGCACGGAGGAAAGGAAUCACGAUCUUGUACAAGUGUACAAGAAUUAUUUUGAGCGUCGCGUGAAUCCAACGAAUCUGGCAUUAUUAAUCGACAGCUACGUUCGUCGUACAGAUCUGAACAUCACGAGGGAAUUAGAUCCUACGCGUAAGAAGGAAGGUCUCACGCUUGGUGUACCUGUGAUGAAUAUCACAGGAGCUUUGAGCCCACAUGUCGACGAUACCGUCACGUUAAAUGGACGAUUAGAUCCGAUGAAUAGCUCUUGGAUGAAGAUUUCUGAUUGCGGAAUGGUACUGGAGGAGCAACCGGGCAAAGUAAGCGAGGCCUUUCGACUAUUUCUGCAGGGCGAAGGAUAUGUGGUGAGAUCCCCGCGGAAGCCCGUGACGCCGACAACACCCGAAGUGGCACCAUUAUCACCGUUGAAAAUGGCUGACUACAGACUGGCUUCUCUCGAGGGAUUGAAUCAUGUUUGCAGUAAGAAAAUCGACUGGCCCACCGCGACUAUACACAUCACCGAGAAUCCCAUAUCGGAGGCAGUCGUUUGUUAAAUUUUUCUUGAAAAAAAUUACCAUUGAUUUUUUUCGAAUGACAAACCAUGCAAGAACUUAAAGAGAAAAAAAGAAAAAAGAAAAAAAAAAAAAAAGAAGAAAAAGAAGGGAAAAGAAAAU